Pollicipes pollicipes is the source of this 2624-nucleotide messenger RNA. RefSeq names its product methyltransferase-like protein 24. The coding region runs from base 8 to 604 and encodes 198 amino acids. The record is from RefSeq and is a predicted model, not a curated record. The transcript has a single exon. NCBI's taxonomy places the organism in Eukaryota, Metazoa, Arthropoda, Thecostraca, Pollicipedomorpha, Pollicipedidae.
UGGCGCCAUGAGCGGCUCGAAGCCUGUGGACGGCGAUAAGUUCGUCUGCCUGGACGAGGGACGCGCGCCGCCGCCAGGCAACUGCCUCGUCUACUCGUUGGGAAUAUCGAACGAGUGGAGUUUCGACCGUGCCAUCACCCGCUACGGCUGUCAAGUCUACGCGUUCGACCCGUCCAUGACAAAGUACACGCGCAACACAACAGAGUUUGGCGCCCGCUUCUACAAGAUCGGCCUAGGCGGCCGCACGGAGACGAGGAAGAACGGUUGGCACAUGAUGACGCUGACCGGUCUCAGGGCCAAGCUGGGUCACUUGGAGCGAACCAUCGACUACCUGAAGAUAGACAUCGAGGGAAGUGAGUGGAACUGGCUCGAGAACGACAUGGCUGGCCUGGAGGGUGUCAGCCAGAUGGGCAUGGAGGUGCACAUGAAGAUGAACAUGAAAGGUCUCAGGCGGCACUAUGACGCAUUCUGGCGGAUACAGGAGGCUGGGUUCAAGAUGAUCCAUUCAAACCCUAAUAGGGUGUACGGCAGACAUUCUAAAGUGAAGGGAGUGAAAAGUAAAGUUGGCGCUUUGUAUGAGUUGGUCUGGAUGAGGGAUGGGUAGGCUAGACGAUUGUCACCAACAUGUUUUCGCUUUUGACGUGAGCACCUGCCAGCCUUGAUUUAAAGGGAGCUUUCCACAUUUGUAUGGAGAUUUGAACUGAAAAAACCGCCUUAAAGAUCAUCCGGUGCAUUUCACAGCCAGGCGUUCGUAACGCCUGAGCUCUCCUUCUUUCUGAGCUACACGUCCGUGAAGUUACGCAGGCUUUUCGAGGUGACCAUUUGAAUCACUCAGACGUGCAUGACGCCAUAAUAACACCAUUUAAAUCCUUCCUUCCGUUGGCUGUGCGAUGCUCAGGGUUAAUCACCAUAUACUUGUUUAGUCGUUCAUCUUUUCCGUUUGUGAGCACGAUUACCAGAUCUAACGGCCAUCAAUUGCCUCUCAAUCGCUGUUGUGCAAGAUAUGAUGACGUAAUCGCACAAUGGCAUGUUGAGCAGCAUAUUUAUUAAGCAUAAAAAUUGUAUGGUGUAGAACGGCUUCGUGCACUCAAAAACACACUAACUGUUAUAAGUGAACAUAUUUCAUCAUAUCUGAUGCUUCAAGAUCUUGAAAUGUGGAACAUUCUAUUCAACCCGCCCCCUCCCCCGGGAAGUUGACUUCCCCUGCGGAUUUUCGAGCAUAGAUAAAAUGAAUAAAUGAAGAUUUUUUUAAAAGUUAAUAAAUAAAGAUUUUUGAGCAUAGAUAACAUAUAUAAAAUGAAUGCUCACUGGAACACCAUAUUUUGAGUACCUGCUCAUUAUAAACUUGGCAUCCUUUGUGGUAAUUGGAAGGUUUGAUCUACAAAGGUCGGUAACCUAGAUCUGGUCAGAGGUCAACUUCUAAAUCAAGUUGACCUUGCAUGACGUUUUUGUGCGUGAUAAGCCAUUGUUAAAAAUAUAUGUAGUGAUAUAAUAUGAUAUAACUUACCGUCCUGCAUUUCAAAUUUGUUUCCAAAGCAAGCGAGGUAAGUGACCUGAGGGGAGGUCAUUUUUGUUAUUUGUCGUAAAUGAUGUCAAUUUCACGCAUUUUUGUUGAUUUUGGUGUUUGUGUACAAGUAAAACGCACUCACUCACAUGCGCAACCAUCCCAUGACCACAGAGCGUUUGACAUUGGCCUAGGUCAUGACCAACCUAUAUGGGUACCUUCUGGAAAAUACAUGCUGAGCAUAAAAGAGUUUGAUUGGUAGAUUUUCUAAGCAAUGGUGGUCGCAGAAUUCAAAGAUCUCAGUGAAAACAUCCUGUGAUACUAUUACAAUGCAAAAUGAGGCCAUAGUAGGUCACAUGAUGACAUACAAGGUUAUAUGAGGUCAUCUGAGGUCAACCGCCUCUGUUGUAGCAAAGAGGCUAAAUAAAAGAGUGCGACAUGUGUGACAUCUUCUAUGUCGUGCUUGUGAAGCUGAUGACAUAUACGUUCACACACUAACCAGCCUGUUCUCAGUUUGUUACGAGUGGAUUGCCAAACAUCGAAGGGCCUCUGUAUGAUGUAUACGAGAGCUAUGUGAUAUUGAGUACUUGUGAUGCACAGCACACUGUGAUCACAGCUAACCAUUACACGGGUCCUUUAGACCCGGUGAGCACUUCGAAUUUGUUCUUUAGGUGGUUUAUGAUUUUGACCUAGGAAGACCUCAGCUGAUGUCUAGGUCAGCCUAAAAUGACAUUUUUGUGUCAAGCUCGUCUUUUCCGCAGCUGCACCUAACAAAACACGCUUAUCCAGAGGGGCAUCGUAAAAUAAAUCAAAAUCAUAUCGUUCUUGUAAACUAUUGGUAGCCCAAUUUUGAACAGCGACCUGACCUGACCUAACUCUUGUGGGGGAAUAAAAUGGUCAUAAUGGACUCCCAAGUCUUACCGCUUGCUUUUGUGCCCUACAUAUUCUUCUUGGCGACUUAACAUAUGUUUUAGGUGCAUCUAACUGGGCAACCAUUCGGCUAUUUAACUGAGCAACUGAGCAAUCAGCACAGUAAUCUGACUGAGAAACCAUUUUUUCCUUUCGUAACCUGUGGUCACCUUACAUUUGACCUAAGAUCCAAAAAUUUGGUGUGCAUUCU